GCAAGUCCUUCAAGCUCCGACAGCCCCGAGCCUCAGAGGAAACUCAACCAGUGCUUCCCAGCAGCGCGUCAUGUCCUCUAAACUCAAUCUCCGCCUGCUCGCCGCCGUGAUGCUGGCAGCCGCCCUGCCGCUCUGCGUCAAGGGAGCUCCGCUGGAGGUCACACCCACUGACCUCCCUCAAGGUGAGGCCUCAGGUGAGGAAGAGGAGGACAGGAGGAUUUCAGACCCGCCGAGGGAGAGUAAUAUCAUAGAGAUUUGGGAACGAGUCCUUAAAUCCACCGAAAGCCACCAGCAGGAGUUUGACGAAGAGUUCCAAGGAAACGUUAAGUAUGACUUGUUGGACAAAGACAAACCUCGCUCAUUCCCAGCUAAAUGCCCAAACUGCACCUUAAGCAAGGAGGCCUGUCUCCAGAGCCUGGCCCAUGGCAUGCUGGUCUACACGGUUCUCCUGAAGCACGUGGACAGGGAGUACCACAACAGCUCCAUCGUGGCUGCGGUCAAAGCGGGGAUCCCUCAGCUGAUCACACAGAUAAAAGCAAAAAUGAGAAACGCAGAUGGCGUCGCGGCUCCGACCAGCAGCGAGGAGCAGCAGCUGCUGAAGGAGCUUGACCGGCCAGAUCUGUUCUACAGAAAGAUGAUGGCGCACAGGAUCCUUAAAUCAAUCCACAUAUUCCUAGUCGACGGCAAAAGAUCGUACCAGAAGUGGGUGUCUAAAAAGCACGCGGCCCGUAUGCAUGGGACGCAAAUCAGGAAUCUCUAAGAGACGAAAGCAGACUAGCUUGUUUUAAGGAAUAGCUCAGGUAGACUAGGGCCGUUCUUACUUUUCUCAGGGCUGUGAGAGUCUUCUGUGGUGGACAAUGCAAGUAAUUCAAGCCAGAGAGUUAGUCACUCACUUAUACAGAACAUAUUUAACCUAUUUAUAUUAAAUAGAAUACUUUAUUUAUUAGAGAAGCCAUAGUUGUUGAAUACGUGUACUUUAUAGUGAAUUCCUGUUAAAUUAAAGCGUAACUCUUUUUAUAUACAAAUAAUUAUCUCUUUAUCUAAGAAAUAAUUUCUCAACUUCUGUUGGAAUAUUUUGUUACAUGCAAAAAUAAAGAAGUUUUUUUUUUAACAACAUGAAUCAGGUUUCUUCAUAUGAAGCAUCAGAGCUUUUUCUUUAUCCCAGACUGAGCCGUCGUGAGUGUUCAAUGGAGGUUUGGAAAUGGGACCGAUUAUCCCAUCGUUUAAACACUUUUUUUGUUUUGUUUUUUAGGAUGGACUGAUAAUUUAUCAUUUCUAUGGCACAAAAGGGCUAAAACUUUACACACAGACACAAAUCUAGACAUAUAUCCCAAUUCAUCUUUUGGUAAAGUUCCCUCAGCAGGUUGCAGAGAAACUGCACACAUUUUGUAGCCAUUCUCAAGCUUUUGGCCUGACUUUGGGUCAACAUUUGACGUACAUUUUAAUUGAUAGGCAGCCUUGCAGGCUCCUGCUA
Fundulus heteroclitus (mummichog) is the source of this 1474-nucleotide messenger RNA. RefSeq names its product interleukin-6. Gene Ontology annotation, molecular function: interleukin-6 receptor binding; cytokine activity. Gene Ontology annotation, biological process: macrophage differentiation; T-helper 17 cell lineage commitment; myeloid cell development. Gene Ontology annotation, cellular component: extracellular region. The transcript has 5 exons. Bases 71 to 760 code for a protein of 229 amino acids. Lineage: Eukaryota; Metazoa; Chordata; Actinopteri; Cyprinodontiformes; Fundulidae. The record is from RefSeq and is a predicted model, not a curated record.